AUGGGACCCACAAGGAGCCAACAAGGAGAGUCCAAUGGCUGACUUAUUGCAAUUCCACAACAAACUUCAAUUCUGCAACUAUUUCUUUGAGGAAGAGAAGGGUUGAACCAGCGAAUUCCCCAGAAGUCCAACUGCUUAACCACUGAACCAGAAACUCAACCCCUUGUUGCUAUUCAACCUCACAAUUUUCGCUUUCUCUUAGGUGUCCUCCUUCAUAUACGCUUUUUUUCAAUACGCUCUAUAUAAGAAGGCUCCCCGCUCCCCAGACGAAAGCACAUUCAUUCUUCCUUCUUCCUUCUUCACUCUCUCUCUUACUCUUCUCUUUCUCUCUCUAAUUCCCUUGAUAGCCAUGGCUCUCCUUAACGAUCUCAUCAACCUCAAUCUCUCUGAAGCCACUGAGCAAAUCAUUGCUGAGUACAUAUGGAUUGGAGGCUCUGGUCUGGAUUUGAGGAGCAAAGCAAGGACUCUUGAAGGUCCGGUGAGUGAUCCACAGAAACUCCCAAAAUGGAACUACGAUGGAUCAAGCACUAAUCAAGCUCCCGGAGACGACAGUGAAGUCAUCAUAUAUCCUCAGGCAAUCUUCAAGGAUCCAUUCAGGAGAGGAAACAAUAUUUUGGUCAUGUGUGAUGCGUACACCCCGGCGGGUGAACCGAUUCCAACGAACAAACGGUUCAAUGCUGCAAAGAUCUUUAGUCAUCCCGAUGUUAUCGCUGAGGAACCCUGGUAUGGCAUUGAGCAGGAGUAUACUCUCCUCCAAAAGGAUACAAACUGGCCCCUUGGAUGGCCAGUUGGUGGCUUCCCUGGACCUCAGGGACCUUACUAUUGUGGCACUGGAGCUGACAAGGCAUUUGGGAGAGACAUUGUAGAUGCCCACUACAAAGCAUGUCUCUAUGCUGGAAUUAGCAUCAGUGGAAUCAAUGGUGAAGUCAUGCCUGGACAGUGGGAAUUCCAAGUUGGACCUGUUCUUGGGAUUAGUUCUGGUGAUCAACUAUGGAUGGCUAGGUACAUUCUUGAGAGGAUCACUGAAAUUGCUGGAGCUGUUCUUACAUUUGACCCAAAACCAGUCAAGGGAGACUGGAAUGGUGCUGGUGCACAUACAAACUAUAGCACAAAGUCUAUGAGAAAUGAUGGUGGGAUUGAUGUGAUAAAUAAGGCUAUUGAGAAGUUGAGUCUAAAACACAAGGAGCACAUCUCAGCCUAUGGAGAGGGUAAUGAAAGAAGAUUAACAGGUCGCCAUGAGACUGCUGACAUCAAGAAAUUCUCUUGGGGUGUUGCAAACAGGGGUGCUUCUAUUCGUGUUGGUCGCGAAACAGAAAAAGCUGGGAAAGGCUACUUUGAGGACAGAAGGCCUGCAUCAAACAUGGAUCCCUAUGUGGUUACUUCCAUGAUUGCUGAAACCACCAUUCUUUGAAGAAGACUUAGAAAGUAAAUAGGUAUUAUGAAGAUAGAUAGUGUGUUUAAGGUCCCAUAGUUGUUACUGCAUUUACUAGUUUUAUUUGAAUUCUUAUAUGUGUCAUGUUUGAGGGUAUUUUUUUUUUUUUUAAAGACUAUUAUUAAGGUUUGGGAUAGUUAUGGCUUUGAGAAAUGAUUAUUCAAACAGGUUUAAUGGUAUUCCAGUUAGGUCUUUGGAGGCUUUUA
Molecule: messenger RNA, 1638 nt
Organism: Macadamia integrifolia
Lineage: Eukaryota; Viridiplantae; Streptophyta; Magnoliopsida; Proteales; Proteaceae
Product: glutamine synthetase nodule isozyme-like
Exons: 13
Coding region: 350-1411 (353 amino acids)
Cellular component (GO): cytoplasm
Molecular function (GO): glutamine synthetase activity
Source: RefSeq, a predicted model, not a curated record